UCUUGCUCCCUCUCUGUCUCUGACGCUCGCGGAGGAUCUUGAAAGCAGCAGUGACAGCAGCUCACGCGGAGCCGGUCAGCUCCACAUAUUGGGAUCUUCACGGGAGAACGUGCGCUAAAGCAGCGACCGUGGGCUGUUAUCUAUCGCCGUGUUAACCUCCUGUUUUCAGAGAGAUACGGGGGUUAUUUUUAGCUUUAUUACUGGAUUUAGAUACCAAAAACACUUGCUAGUAAAAGGCGUGAGGAAGACUUCAUAAAAAUGCUGAUUCAGUGGAGGUGGUUGCAGGGCGCUCGCUAGGUCCCAGCUGUCUGUCCAGGCAGGCAUGGAACGAGAGGGUUCAUUUAGGAGGAGCCUCCACAGUAAGCUUAGGUUAGGAGGCGGCUCGUCCUCCAGCCUCACUGACCUCUCGCAGGCGAAAACUACAGGAGGAGGAGGAGGGGAGAAAGGAGGAGUAGCAGAGGAGAGCAGCAAGGAUAAAGGCACCCAGCAGAGGAGGGCUGGAGCCAACGCCACAUGGAACAGCAUCCACGGUGCAGUGAUUUCAGUUUUCCAGAAGAAGGAGCUGGGGGAAAAUGAACUCUACACUCUGAAUGAAGGUGUCAGGCAGCUGCUGAAGACGGAGCUGGGCUCCUUCUUCACCGAGUACCUUCAAAACCAGCUGCUCACUAAGGGGAUGGUCAUACUGAGAGACAAGAUCCGCUUCUAUGAAGGUCAGAAGCUGCUGGACUCUCUGGCCGACACAUGGGACUUCUUCUUCUGUGAUGUUCUCUCCAUGCUGCAGGCAAUCUUCUACCCCGUACAGGGAAAGGAGCCGUCGGUGCGUCAGCUAGCUCUGCUCCACUUCAGAAACAUCAUCACCCUCAACCUCAAACUGGACGAAGCUCUGUCUCGACCCCGAGCCAGAGUCCCUCCGUCUAUCAUACAGAUGCUGCUCAUACUACAGGGAGUCCAUGAGUCUAAAGGUGUAACAGACGACUACCUUCGUCUGGAGUCUCUUAUUCAGAAGGUCGUCUCUCCGUACCUCGGGACUCAUGGCUUAUAUUCCAGAGAUGGAUCCUCUAACUUGCACUGCUCCUCCUGCCUUUUAGAAAAGCGUUUGCAGCGCUCCUGGCCUUCCAAAUCAGGCAGUUCCCCCUCUGCUAAGAACCCAGUGGUACGCUCCAAGAGUUACAACGUCCCCAUGCUGACCCCUGUGGUAGAGUAUGACGUCGACUCGUCCACAGGAAGCGGUGCAGGUAUCAGAAGACACUCUGUGUCAGAGAUGACUUCCUGUCUAGAGGAGGCCAGCUCUGUGGCUGAGUCCGCCACCACUGCUGACAAUAACACCAGCAACACAAGCAACACCAGCACAUCCAGCCUUGCAAACCACUCCCAAGCCUCAUCGUUCUCUGCUGCACUUUCAGACACUGCGACCUCCAAUCAGGACCCCCCUCCCAGGGACUCUGACAGUCCUGCAGCUCCCCUCCCCCUGCAGCCCCAGCAUCACUCCCCCUGCAUCCUCCCUGAACCGUCCCCAGCUGAGGACACUCACUGCACAGGCUCUCUGGUGUCAGACUCCCCCAUGUCUUCCAGGGUUCUGGCUCACGACACAAGCUCCGGUCCCAGUCCCGCCUCCAGCCCUGAGAUCAUAAUGGACCACACCCUGGAGUCUCUGGACUCUGAGCCCGAGCACGACGGCAUCUUUUUGGACUUCUCCCGACGCUGUUCUGUAGUCGACACACAGCAGAGACAGCAACAGGCAGAGCGUGGCGUGAUGCUUGGACACAUGGUUGUAGGGAGAAACGCAUAAUGCUGAGCCAUGAACCACAUUCCUGACACUCCUGCUGUUUGAUACAGACUCCAUCAUCAGCCAUCAAGGAUUCUUAUAAACGGAGUUAUUUUUAUAUAGACAAGUCUAACCUCAUUAUGAGUACUUAAAAAAACAAUUAGGGAUUUUGUAAACUCUUUGGAAACAUCAGCACUGACGUCUCUGGGAAUCUACAAUCAUAAAUCAUUUGACACAUGUGACAUUGGUCACAUGAUUUAAUCCCGUAGUAUUUUAAUGAAUCAAAACUUUUUGAGAAACACUGAGCCAGUUAUGACAAUGCACCAUGCAUUGUUUUGUACCUUGAAAAGACAAGGGCUAUGAUUAUCUUUGGUUGUCAAAAUCAAACUUUAACAUUUCAUUGUUUAUCACACCCUCCAGUUUGACCAGUCAUCUUUUUGUGUUGU
Molecule: messenger RNA, 2211 nt
Organism: Cheilinus undulatus (humphead wrasse)
Lineage: Eukaryota; Metazoa; Chordata; Actinopteri; Labriformes; Labridae
Product: proline-rich protein 5-like
Biological process (GO): TORC2 signaling
Cellular component (GO): TORC2 complex
Source: RefSeq, a predicted model, not a curated record